Molecule: messenger RNA, 1592 nt
Organism: Cuscuta epithymum
Lineage: Eukaryota; Viridiplantae; Streptophyta; Magnoliopsida; Solanales; Convolvulaceae
Source: the annotation of a GenBank genome assembly
CCGCAGCUAAAUAACCACUAAAAUAACCAGAUCCGUUCAUACUUCUUCAUCUUUAUCGCAUCCUCCAAAAAACCCUCCAGAUACCGCAGACUUCUUCUACUCGUCGUCGAUCGUCCGCCCCUCACAGCUGUAGCCUCCAAACGCCGACCCUCCCAGCCGCAGCCGUCGCCGCCGAACGCCGUCCCUCCUAGCCGCAAACGCCGCACGCGGCUCCUCCCAGCCACAUCUGCUGAACGCCGCUCCUUCAGAUGUAGCCGCUGAACGCAUCUGCUCCAGUAGCGGCCGAACGCCGCCCAACGCCGCUCCUUCCUAGUACAAUCAUUUGCCGACUCAUUCGCUCAAUAGAGAUGAAUCGAAGCUGGAUGUAUGGUAAACGGAACACAUUGGACUUUAUGACAGGGGUAGCUGAGUUUUGCAAAUGUUGUUUAGAAUACAGAGCGUUGACUGGUUAUGAUGAGUUAUAUUGACCACGUAUAUUUGAAAGUUUGUCACAAGCAGCAGAAAAACCAUUAUAUCACGGGUGCACAAAAUACACAAAGCUAUCUGCCACUUAUUUGGGUGAAAUUUAUAAGUGAGGCGACAAGUUUUAAAUCAUCAAAGGGAAAGAAGAAAAUGGACGUCCAUAAAAAGCCAUCCAAACAACGAUCUCUAGUGUCUGAACAGGUUCUAUUGUCCCUUAGCAGAGAUUGCAAAUGGAUGCACUCUAUUAUAGCAUCCCGAUCUAGCGAUGAUCCCAUUGUUGUUACAUUAGAUGCUAGAAUGUUCCAUUACGAAUCUGAUGAUGGUAAUGCUUAUCUUACUAUCGAGGACAUCAGUCAGUUUCUAUCUGGUGCCAUGCUUAAUAUUGCUAUUAUUCAAGUAUUUGUGAUAGCAAUGCAGGAUUAUCUACAGGGUUUGGAUACACAUGCAUAGCUUGGAUGGAUGUGUCCUGAUUCAAUUUGUGCGACUACAUGUCAAAAUAACCCUGAAGAUGUGAAAGUUUACAUACAUCGAGCCAUCAAUGAAUCUCGGAAUACGGGCAUAGAUAUUCUUGUUGCUCCUUAUUAUGAAGAUCAUCACUGGGUGUUGCUUGUGGUUUGGAUCUCACGCGGCAUAAUUUUUAUGUAUGAUUCGCUCCGUACCAGCCCGAUGCGUCGCUUAUUAAUCAUGCCAUUGUUCAGCAGUGUUUUUAGAAAUAUUUGUGGUGGUGGUGGACAUGUGAAAAAGAUAACUUGGAAACAGAUGAAGUGCGCAAAACAAACGGGCGGUUUGGAAUGUGGAUUUUAUAUAAUGAGAUUCAUGUUUGAUGUUAUUAAGAGUAUCGCUGAAGGUCACGAUCUGGAGCAGGUGUACACGAGCAAUGUAAGAGAUGAUGCAUUGUCAACGGCAGAAAUCAGUGAAAUCCGUGAUAUGUGGGCCAUAUUUGUUUCUGACAAUUUCUUGUAAACUCUUGUAUAAACCAUGUAUUGUAGCAAUAUACUUUUUUGUUGCUUGGGAUGUGAUUGAAUUUGUAAUGUGCCUUUUUGGUGGUCUAAACUAAACUUGUAUUGUAACUAUUGUAAUGACUGAGAACUUGGAUGGUUAGAAAUACAAUUUUUUUUGGUGAUCUAAAA